AUGUUUGCAAGCUUAAAAAGUAAAAUAAAAGAAGAAACUGGAAGUGAUAUCAGCAAGUUAACAAGUAGUUGGCGUACUGGUGCGUUUCUGGGAAGAAUAACCCUCAGAGAUGAGUCGACCACAACAAGUCCAACUAGUUCUAGUGGACAAGGCGAUUCUACCUCUGAUUCGAUAUCGCCUCAACUACAAACAUAUCUAUCGGAUCGGACUGGAUGCGAAGUAGACAACGUGGCACUGCAGCAACAAUACACGUCGCAACUUGAGGCUAAGCUACGCGAGAGGGACGCUCAUUGGGAGCAGAAGGUUGAGGAAUUGAAACAUUCCCUCGCUUCAAUCCAAGGGGAAGAGGCGGCCGCAGCGCAAGCGGUUGCCCGUAUAGCGCAGUCUGAGGCCGCAAAGGCGACCACUGAACGCGACACUGCCGUGAGGCAUCUCGCCGAACUGAAGGCCAGGCUGGCGGCCGUCGAGACCGCACAGGAUCGACUGGAUGCUCUAACGGAGGAGAUAGAGCAGUCCCGCCGCCAGUGGGCCCGCGAGCGCGCGGAGCUGACCUCGGCGCUGGGCGAGGCGGACGCUCGCGCCCGGGACCUCGCCGACCGGGUGGAGCUGCUGCGCGCCGCCCUGCCCCCGGACAACCCGCACCACCACUACCACGGCGAAGAUGAACGCGAUUCUAAGUCGACCGGCUGCGCUGAGUACGACCGCGUGUGUCGCGAACGCGCCGUUCUCACGAGGCAACUGCAGGAGGCCAAGAUGGCGCUCGCCGACGUCAAGACCUCGUGGAGCGGACAGAUCGCGUCUCUGGAGACACAGGUGGCGCGAUUAUCGCGGCAAGCGGGGGAGGAAGGUGCGGAGAGGCGACGAGUUGAGAUGGAGAAGAAAGAGAUACAAGAGGAACUUUCCAAAAUCGAAGCAGAGCUGGAAAAGACUAAGCAAAGCUUGGCUAACAGUGACGCUAAGGUGACGAGACUGAACGGGGAAGUGCACUCGUUGGCCAUGGAGCUGAAGGGGCUGCGAGCAACCGCCGAGCACACGGCCGAGAAAACGAUGGAACUCGAACAGCAAAUAGAAGCGUUGACUGAGGAGAACAGACAGCUGGUGGAGGCGCUGGAGGGGGAGCGGGCGCUGGUGAAGACUUUGCGCGACAGAGCCGAGGAGUCGGAACAGCUCCACGACGAGCAGAAAUCCGAGCUGAACCACUUGAACAGCGUCGUCACCGAGAUGCAGCACGACUACGUCGACAUGCAGAGGAAGUUCGACAAGGAGAAGCGUGAGAAAGACGAAGCGUUGCUACGCAACGCUCAUAUGUCACAAUCCAUAGAGAUGAGCCAAUGUAACGUACGUUACCUGGAAAGCGAAUCGAACGAAUUGAGGACGAAGAUAAACGACCUGGAAAGCCUCAUAGCACAACACAAGGAGAACCAAGCGACUUGCAUGAUAAUAAAAGAGAACGAAGAGUCGCGAAAAGCCGAAAUAGAGCAGUUGAAAACACGAAUAGAGGCCCUGCUGGAAAGCGAGAGCGCUCUCAAGAAAACUAUACAAGACUUGGAAACUGAAAUCUGUGAUAAAAAUAAGAGAAUAAAAACGUUAGACAAUCGAAUAUCGGAUAUGAAGAAAACCUUACAACGGGAGUUGCAGAGCAGCAAGUCCGACCUCAGCUCGGCGGAGGAACAAGACAUUAGUAGACGAUACCUGAAGCACGUGGUGCUGCGGUUCCUGACUGCGCGCGAGAUCGAGGCGCGGCAGCUGACGCGCGCGCUGGCCGUGCUGCUGCGGCUCAGCGCGCACGAGGAGGCCUCGCUGCGGGCCGCGCUGCCGCCGCGCACCGGCCUCGCCUCCUGGCUGCCCUCGCUCAACGCC
Iphiclides podalirius (scarce swallowtail) is the source of this 1860-nucleotide messenger RNA. NCBI's taxonomy places the organism in Eukaryota, Metazoa, Arthropoda, Insecta, Lepidoptera, Papilionidae. The record is from the annotation of a GenBank genome assembly.